This is a messenger RNA of Hyaloscypha bicolor E, 1333 nucleotides long. RefSeq lists its product as uncharacterized. The record is from RefSeq and is a predicted model, not a curated record. The coding region runs from base 1 to 1104 and encodes 367 amino acids. The transcript has 3 exons. NCBI's taxonomy places the organism in Eukaryota, Fungi, Ascomycota, Leotiomycetes, Helotiales, Hyaloscyphaceae.
AUGCCUUUCUCUUUGCCACAGCAAGUAUUCGCCAUCCUCCAAUCCGCAGGAGUAUUCUUCCAAAUCGACCGCGGCCUUGGAAAGUCCGUCGACCUGAUCAACCCAGACAAGUUGAUCCUGAUCCAAAAAGCAGCCUACUGCUCCGACAUCCUGUACAUUAUAACCCUCUUCUUCACCAAACUCUCGACCUCUUUUCUCUUCCUACGCUUGACGCCAGGAAAAGGGCAUUCAAUAGCAAUAUGGAGCACGAUUGCCAUGAUCAUAGCAUGGGCUGUGAUCUCUAUCCUCCUGAUAGCUAUACGCUGCCACCCCGCCAAUCCAUGGCUUGACACCACGGCAGACAUGUGCGGUAACUUGUUCGCACGCUGGCAGUUCAUUGCUGCCCUCGAUAUCCUGACCGAAGCGGCGCUCUUCUCCAUUUCCUUGUACCUAAUAUGGGGGAUCCAGAUGUCUCUAAAGUCAAAGACUAUCGUAGUAACCUCUUUUGGCUGUCGACUUCCUGUCAUAGCAAUAGCUGGUCUACGAUUACACUUCCUCUUCCUGGCCCUCACCUCCUCAAACCCAACCCUCCGCGGAGCCCCCGAGUCCACCUCCAUAACCCAAAUCGAGAUCGGCUAUGCGAUCAUGGCCUCCAUCGUGCCCUGCCUCAAGAACUUCAUGGCCGCGUACGACGCGCCCAUUCAGAGUCAAAACUGGUACCCACACUACGGCACUUCUGAAGCUUACACACACGAACUUGCUUCCGUUGCCGUCUCCACAAAAUCCGCAGCAAAAUCAUCGAAAUCCGUGGUCUCGACCGCGGUCUCGAAUUCAAGUCCGGAAGUUAAGGAGACGAGUAGAGGGGGAGUGCAGGUGUAUAGUGGAGGCAAGAAAGGGGGUGGAGCGAGUAUACUGAGCUCGGGAUUGGGCAAGCUGCGCCCGGAGCAGAUUAGCUAUGAAGCGCGAGUCGAGUUUAAGGAGAGGGAUGGGGAGAGGAGUAGUAGGGAAGAGGGGGAGAGUAGGCGGAGUAUCGAGAGUGGAAACUCGAGACGCAUGAUUAUUAAGAAGGGGGUGGAGUGGAGCGUGGAUUAUGGUCGAAGGUCGAGGGAGGCGGAUGAAGGCUGAUCAAUGGAUAGAUGAGAGGGAUUUAAAUUUUUGCGUUUUGGUUUAGGUGUUUUGGUGGGGUUUGGGCUCGGGAAAGAAAGAAAGGAUUCAGGUUUUUGUAGGGAUAUUUGUGACAUAGGUAGAUGGUUGGGACAUUAGUUUAAGUGAUGAUAGAUAGAGAUGCGGGCCCUUGUACUGAGGUACUUACGAAUGAAUGGAGUUUAGGACCGCAAAAUCCAUCCUUUUAAAU